Geodia barretti is the source of this 292-nucleotide messenger RNA. The record is from the annotation of a GenBank genome assembly. Lineage: Eukaryota; Metazoa; Porifera; Demospongiae; Tetractinellida; Geodiidae.
GAACGUGAGGGAGAUGGAGGUGAGGCUACUGGAGGAGAAGCCGGGAGGGGAGGUUGGAGGUGGAGGUUUUGGUCGGAGGAAGCCGGGAGGGGAGGUUGGGGGUUUUCAGCUGCCAUUUCCCCUUCAUUUGCUGCAGCAUCUGCAUGGAUAUGAACGUAGCAUGCACUGUUGCACAAGAAAGAAGAGAAAGUUACCAGACAUGGCGCCAUGCUCAGUGACAAUUACCAUUCUAAACAUUCCUCCUGCAGUUGAUUGUAAAUCGAAGGGAAAAAGACUGUCAUUAAGCCCAAAC